Messenger RNA from Paramuricea clavata, 695 nucleotides. Lineage: Eukaryota; Metazoa; Cnidaria; Anthozoa; Malacalcyonacea; Plexauridae. The record is from the annotation of a GenBank genome assembly.
AUGAUCUUCGGAAAUUCCAGAUUUGAAGGUAGCGACGUAACAUGCUGCCAGCGAACAAAAGUAGGAAUUUUUGUGGUAAUCAAACGGAAUUAAAUCCAUAAAUUUUCCCGUCUCUUUGUAUUGUGGAAGAAGAAGUUCCGAACGGUGAUGAGAACAUCGACGCUAUUUCCGACGAUGUUCGUGACGAAAUUCAUCGUGAAAAUAUCGACGAAAACGUUAAAUUUAGCGAACGGGUUUUACAACUUCAUCGUGAAGGAAAAUUGACCGAACAGGAAGCUAGGGAACUCGUAGGAAUUACCGUACCCAAAGGAGAACCAGAAGAAAAAAUAAAAUUCUUAAAGAUCGAACGACAAAGACACGAACAAAAUUUACAGACCGAAUCCGAUCCAUCAAAGAAAGAAAUUUUACGAGAAGCUAUAGAAAUUAUCGACCAAAAUAUCGACGAUGCGAAAUUACAAAUGCGACAACGUCCCGAAUCCGAAGAAGGAAUUCACCGCAUUCGCGAAAAAGUACGCGACGACGUACGAACGAGAUUUGAAAAAUUUAAAGUAUGGGCCAAAGAAAAUCUAGGAGUCUUAUCAGCCAUCACCAUAUCCAUUGCAGGUAUCAUUACGACCGUUUUCGUCGCCGGAAAAAGACGUUGGUCGGCACCGCGAAAGGAUUGGGAGAAGUUGGAAAAGCGUUGGCCAAAGUAG